AUGCCCAGCGUGAUGUUGCCCGGAGCUGUCAAUGUGCAGCGGGCAAGGAGCAGCAGCAACAGAACCCAAGGAUACUGUUGAAAAGGAGCAAUUGACUGAGGAAGAGACUGGGCUGCUACCUGAUCCAAUUAUUACCUGAACCUUCAGGAAAGUCGUUAUCGAUCCUUGGAUUAAAGCAACUUGUUUGAGGUUUGCAUCAUUUCCUGCAGUUCCCUGAAUCCUCCCACUGUUGAGGCGGUUUGCAAUUGUAAUGCAUCAGUUGCAGAGCUGCCAGUCUGUCCGAAGGACCACAGCUCGACCUGUGACUCCAGUAAAGAAAGCAUAUUCUACAGCUGAUGAACUCAGGACUGUAGAAGAAGGUGAUGGGGACUUUUUUGAAAAACUGAUUGCCAUUCAGCAGAAGCAGGAAAAUAUGCAGCAUCAUGACUAUACACAGCAUCUGGGAGAUUUAAGUGAGUCCCUCCCUCUUCAAGCAACUGGACACAAAGACAAGCUGGAGAUACCACAUGGAGAGUUGCUGUUGCUGUGUGAGAAUGUGCUGUACACAGUUAUCCACCGAACUGGUGUCCCCUCUACAACACACAUCACAGACCAAGAUGAGAUGCUUCGCUAUCUGCAGAAGGUCUUCAGGCUUGAUGAGAAUGAAUUUGAGGCUGUGAUGCACCGAGUGAAAGAAGCAAAGGUGCCCUCCUGGACCCUGAAAGUAAUUGUUGUGGAGGCAAGAAACCUACUAGCCAAAGAUGCCAAUGGUUUCAGCGAUCCCUACUGUAUGCUGGGAAUCACAAUGGGUCAGACCACUCGGGAAACAGAAGAGAAGAAGGAGCGGAAAUUCAGCUUUAGGAAGAAAAAGGAUAGGAUGGAAAAGAAGUCGAGCCUCAGAGAAGUACUUCCUGCCAAGUACAUUCAGGCCACAGAUGUCAAAUCAAGCACUCUGAAUCCAGUGUGGAAUGAGAGCUACAUGUUUGAUCUGGAUGACCUUCAUAGUGAUCAGCUCCACCUUGAUAUUUGGGACCAUGAUGAUGAAGUCUCAGUGGUAGAGGCUUGCAAAAAUCUAAAUCAGAUCAGUGGGCUCAAAGGAAUGGGAAGAUACUUCAAACAGAUCGUGAAGUCUGCUCGAACUAAUGGCGCCAUGGGAUCUCAGGAAGAAAACGAUGAUUUCCUCGGUUGCCUGGAUAUUCCAAUUAGUGACAUUCCAGUUGGAGGAAUCAAUGACUGGUUUAAACUGGAGCCUCGAAAAAGCUCUUCUCGAGUACAAGGAGACUGUCACCUCAUCUUAACGCUGAUCAUGUCACAGAGAGAUACGGAGCUGUGUAAGAGGAUGUGUGGUAUGAGAAUCCAUGAAUUGUUGCUGAGGCAACUGUUGGAGAUUGAGCACUCCGAUUUCCAGGAUGACCAAAACAGCUGGUCUGGCAAACUCAGCAAACAUGCUGUGACCAUUCUUGCCCACCAUGCCAUGCAAUUUGACCUUUCAUUUCUCCAGAAAGCAGCUGUUGAGUGGCAGGCAUACAGCAAGCACCACCAGCUCCACUUCAUGGACAGUGCUUUCCUUCUCCACCUCCUUGAGGAACUGGACCAGAUGUUCCAGCCUGGUGUUCUUACCAAAGAUCAGGAGGAGUUCCUGAGUGACAGUUUUGUCCUCUUUAUUGACUACAACUGGGAGCUGCUCCAGAGAAUGAAGCAAGUCUUUCCCUUUAAUUGUCCGACGGCAUUACGACAGCUGGAACUGAUGCUGAGGUGUUUAUCGAAGAUUUAUUCCAUGGAAGCCUUUAAUGUGGUCUGUCCUUUACACAACCAGCUCCAUGUGGAGAUUGUUGCCAUAGUGAAGAAAUUCACAUUUGACUGGUAUAAGAAAAUGUGUGACACCUUCAAACCAAACCUUAAGUCUGGACUGACUAAGCAGAUGAGACUGGUACAACUAGUCGAUGCAGUUUGUACAGAGCUACAUAAAGAUCAAGAAAAGUACAACCAAAUAUUUGUCAGUGUUUUGAAGAUUGAUUAUUUCAGCAUCAACUACCAACAGCUGGAGAAACUGGUCGCAGAUGAUAUUCUCAUGCUGAUGGAGGAACUGGGGACAACCAUGGAACAGGAGAGGUCAAGAAUGACGCAGGAGAUGGGGGAGACUCUAUUUGAGCUGUACCUGUCACUCAAAGAGCUGAAACGAUUCAAGGAAUACCUUCAAUUAAAAGACUCGCAACUUCUGGCACUCACAAAUUUCCACGAUUGGUUUCAGAUGUCCAUUAACAAGUGGCUCCAAAUUGUUUAUGAGAAGUCUUGUGAACGUAUUACGAGGGCAGUGUCAGUGGAUCAGUUUGAACCUGUUGACACAUUGUCUAAACACAGCAGCUCAGCUGUCGAUGUAGUGACUUGCUUCACUCAGAUCAAGAGCUUCUGGUUGCAGCUGGCCUGGCCUGACCCAAUGGGGGCAUUUGUCUUUGUAACAAAAAUUACUGAUGAUAUUUGUAAUGCAGCUGUGAUGUACUCAGAAAAGGUGAGACAAAAAGCAGACAGUCAAAAGAAAAUUACGCAACAGCUGUGCAUUGCCUUGAAUAACAUUCAGCAUGUACACUCAUACACCUGGAAUCUGCCGAAGGAAUUAGACUGGCAGGGAGUGGAAGCUUCCAUGGAGCAGCUCUGUGGGCUGGAAGGGAAGCAGCAGGUACAGAGAGCCCUGGGCACCCAACUACAAAGCAUUGACGCAGGCAUGCAGAGGCAGUCUAAUUAUAUGAUCAACCAGCUCGUCGAAAAGAUGGUCACUGACUUGCGAAAAUACAUUCAGCACAUCAGUCUAUCACCAGACUCCAUCCAGCCUGAUGAGGCUGUCUGUCCUCUUAUGAAAUUCUUAGAUGACAAUCUAAUAAUCCUGAGCGAAUGGCUUGUGAUGGAGAAUCUCAGAAAGAUACUGAGUGCGUUGUGGACACUCUUGUUGGAUUUGAUCACUGAGGCAUUGGCUAUAAAUACUGGAAUGUCUACCGAAUUCUACGAGCGAUUUCACUUCACUCUGGAGGCUCUUGUGGUGUUUUUCCAUGCAGAAGGGCAGGGAUUGCCACUUGACAGCCUGCAGAAUGAUAAAUAUAAGGCUCUGAAGGAAGAGCUGCGUCUAAAUAAAUGCUCAACGCAAGAGCUGGUUGAAUACUCUUACCAGGCCAAAAUCCGUCAACAGAAAUCCACUGACCCAAGCCUGUAUGGGAUGCUGUGCAUCAAAUGUCACUAUGAAGCUGCUGAAUCCAAACUGUGCAUAGAGGUCUUACAUGCUACAAACCUGAUUGCCUUGGAUGCAAAUGGUCUCAGUGAUCCUUUUGUCAUCAUCAAACUUGCUCCGCUCCACUUCUUCCCAGGGUCAAAGAGUCAGCAAACACAAGUCAAGAAUAAAACGCUACAUCCGAUCUUCGAUGAACUGUUCAUCUUCACUGUAACACAAGAGCAGUGCAGUAACAACACUGCCUGCAUUCACUUCACAGUCAUGGACCACGACUGGCUCUCCACCAAUGACUUUGCAGGAGAGGCUGUUUUGCAGCUGCAGGAAGUUCCUGGGUUCAAUAAACCCGCUAUUGCUGGAGGAAUAAAAAAUGUUUCCCCAAUAUUUCUGAAACUGACGCAUCCUGAACCCAGCGUGAUGAAACCAAUCAUGAAGAUGCUGGAGGGCCGGACCGCUGAUAGAGAAGCACAGGACUUUGUUAAGAUGAUGAAGGAGCUAGAGGUGUCUCCGGAUUAA
Molecule: messenger RNA, 3712 nt
Organism: Chiloscyllium plagiosum (whitespotted bambooshark)
Lineage: Eukaryota; Metazoa; Chordata; Chondrichthyes; Orectolobiformes; Hemiscylliidae
Gene: baiap3
Product: BAI1 associated protein 3
Biological process (GO): positive regulation of neurotransmitter secretion; regulation of dense core granule exocytosis
Cellular component (GO): plasma membrane; secretory vesicle; recycling endosome membrane
Molecular function (GO): SNARE binding
Source: RefSeq, a predicted model, not a curated record